This is a messenger RNA of Nymphaea colorata (pocket water lily), 1224 nucleotides long. Its product is annotated as protein CHLOROPLAST J-LIKE DOMAIN 1, chloroplastic. Bases 191 to 1051 code for a protein of 286 amino acids. The transcript has 10 exons. Lineage: Eukaryota; Viridiplantae; Streptophyta; Magnoliopsida; Nymphaeales; Nymphaeaceae. The record is from RefSeq and is a predicted model, not a curated record. Gene Ontology annotation, cellular component: chloroplast membrane.
CAGCUUCAUGAUGUAAACCGAAGCGGUCCUUCCCCUGUCCUCCUCGUCGUCGUCUGAGGGAAAGAGAUAGGGAGUGGGUGCUCACCGCGACUCCGCCAUUCCCUCCUUCCGCUCCCGCCUCCAACCCUGAUUCCCUUCCGGCCCCGCCUUCAUCAUGUCGUAAGCCUUCCUUCUGCAACCGUCGGUGAAUAUGGCUGCCGUGAUUCCCAAUAUCCUUCCCUGCUCGAAUGUUCGAAUCUCUAGGAGCGAUUACUCAUCCCGCUCUUUAGUCUCGCCCACUGGGGGUCUCUCCUACUGUAGGUUUUCAAGACUGCGGUCGGUGCGGUUUGGCAUUGUAUGUAAUGCUUCAUCUGCUGCUGGGAGCUCAUGGGCAAACAGUGAUGAAAACCCUUAUGAGGUUCUUGGUGUUAGUCCUAUUGAAGGCUUCGACAUGAUUAAGGCAUCUUACACACGAAAACUCAAGGAUGCACAGAGAAGAGGUGAUGAAGCAUUGGCAAGUCGGUUGGAGAGAGCAUAUGAUACAAUCAUGAUGGCUCAGCUGAAAAACCGUAAAAAAGGCGUUACAUUUGGUUCAUUUCAGGUCUCGAAGGAUAUCAAGUACGCUGAUAAGCAGCCAAUUGUUCCAUGGUUUCCAAGGUUCACGAAAUCUAGUGUGCAGGACAUGCGCAUCAAUCUGGCUAUUUCUGCUGCCUUUACUAUAUGGGUGGCUAUCAAACGGAAUGCUGAAUGGAAGCCUUUGCAGUUUUUAGCUUUUGUUUUUGUAUACCGAAUAUUUGAAAAGUUGAAAGCAUUUGAGCCACCUGUAUCUCCAACAUACACUGAGGAUGGUGAAGAUGAAGGCCGGGCAUUACGUAUGGGGAAGCGACUCCUGCGUUCUCUGGCCUUGGUAUUUGGUUGUGUAGCCAUUACAUCUUUGGCGUACACUGGUGUCUUGAAUCUGAUCGAAUUCAUUGGCCAAUUCAUACCAUCAUUCCUCUACAAUAACCAGGAGUUGUUGGUCACCUCAGCCACGGCGAUCUCGUUGUAUAUCAUGGCUUCGUAUUAUAGAUGAGUUCAUUGAACGGGCAUUAGUAGUGAGAGUUCCCUUUGUAUGAUAUUGGGGCAUAUUAGUUUGUUAGUACCAUUCUGUGCCUCAGAAACUGUGCGUAUGUGGGUUUCUGAUAUCCUAUCGUUGGUUGUGGCAUGAAUUAGUCAAGGGCCUCCAGACCAUCAGAUUUAUUUGCA